AUGAACCAUCUGGGAGCUAUUGACUGCUACGACAACAAGGAGGAGGAGCAAAAGCAACCAGAGCCUGUCUGUGUGCACACUCAAGAGCAGCAGCAUGCUCACGUGCAAGAUCAUGAGCUUGACGAUGCUAUAGGAGAACAACAUGACACCAAGAGAUCCUACCAGCAGCAACAACAAAGGUUAAUUAAACCGCACAUAUUCUCAUGCACAAAAGGCAGGAAGAGUAAGACGCAUGCAGCGAAAGUAGCGAAAUCAGCAGCCAACAAGACGUCACACCCCGUCAGAUGCGUGGAAUUCGGCCUGAACGGCAAACCUCUCGGGAUAAGGGCAUACAGUGGCUGCAACAUGGUGACCAAACAUAAUGCACGCACAUGCCCAAACUGCACAGAUGCUAUCGUAGACAAGCAAAAGAUGCAGAAGCAGAUCAGAGCCACCCAGGUUUCUACCACUGGACACGAUGCACAUAACAGCUCCACUUGCGGCAAGUGUGGGGGGACUGAUGGACAUAAUGCCUAUACAUGCAAACUGGGCAAGAUCAAUGGCAUAGAACAGAAACAGGGCAAGGUCCAGAGUUCCAAAAAAUCAAAAGAAGAGGAUGAAGAAGAAGAGUUUGACGAGCAUGAUGACCAAUCAGACAAAGACAAUGAAGAUGACAGUAUUUGGGAAGAGGAACCUGAAACUGACAAUGAAGCUGCCAUGGCUAAAGAAGGAAAUGAUGCCGAUAAAGGACUGCAUUCACAUCCAGUUAGAAGGAGCUCAAGACGGAAGAAUCCAUAG
This is a messenger RNA of Aegilops tauschii subsp. strangulata, 777 nucleotides long. The record is from RefSeq and is a predicted model, not a curated record. Lineage: Eukaryota; Viridiplantae; Streptophyta; Magnoliopsida; Poales; Poaceae.